GCAUCACGGUGGCGUGGGCUGCGUCACCCGCUCCAGAUCAGAGAAGGCGCCCCUGCUUUGGCCGUGGGCCCCUCCCAGGCCCAUAAUACCCUCUCCCAGGCGGCAGGCUGGGCCCAGAGCCCGCGGUUCCCCUAAUUUAGCCAAGGUGGUGAGCUUUCCUAGGCUGCUCUCCACAUUCCUGAGCAGAAAAACCUGUGUGCUAUUGGUCUAGGGAUAGGGCCUAGCCGGGGGUGGGUGGCCCCACAGAUCUUCACAGGUUCUGUUCCCACUAGGGCCCUGAAACCUGCCCAGCUUCUCCUCACCCUUUAAAGUUGGAGAAAUUUGGGGUUCCUUCCCACCUGUAUUUUAGCGUUCUCCAAACUUAGAAACCUGGCCUCAUAGCCUAUAACGAGGACCCCCCACAUCCCAGUUUGACAUCCAAACCUCCCAUUUGACCACUGACUCAGUUGCCUUUCCCCAGAAAAACCGAAGGUGUAUCAAGGUGUCCGGGUGAAGAUAACCGUGAAGGAGCUGCUGCAGCAGAGAAGGGCCCACCAGGCCGCCUCAGGGGGAACCAAAGAAUCUGGCUUACCUUAGAACAGAAGGCAACAAAGUUCGUGAGAGAAUGUCUUCGCUUUCCCCUGAGAGCACUUUGAGUUCAUGAGCUCUGUGGUCCUGUUCUUGCUUUUGCAGCUGCCCGGAGGCAACGGCGUCCGCCUUCCAGACCCAGUCCCACCAUCUCCUGCAGGGAUGUAUUUUGAGACUGAACCAGUUUCUUCUAUGCCCAAUUAUUUUCAACCCCGAGAAUUUUCCAGUUGUGUUUCUUGUGAAGAAAAUACAAGCUGCCUCGACCAGAUCUUUGAUUCCUACCUUCAGACAGAGACACACCUGGACCAUUCGCUCAAUUCCAUGCAGAGUACUCCACACUAUUUCCCUGACAGCUUCCAAGCUGCCCCUUUCUGCUUUAACCAGAGCCUGACCCCAGGAUCGCCUUCGGAUUCCUCCACUCUGUCUGGUUCCUUAGACUACAGUUACUCGCUGGCGCAGGCACCUGCGUGUGUGCCGGAGAAUUACACUUCUCCCCCUUCUCCGGACACCAGAAACUGUGGCUUUCCCCCGGAAGACUACGCCUCCUCGCCCUUGCCCUCAUACACACAGUACGACUGCUUCUCCUCAGCCAGCAGCUCCGUCUGCUACUGCGCGUCCUGCGAGGCCGAGCACUUGGACACCCUCCGAGCCGCAGAGUACGUCUCCUACCCCAGCGCGGACUAUGUGAACUUUGCCCCCUCAGCAGCCACUGCCAGCGAGUUCUAUAAGAGGGGAACAAACUGGGACAUCUGCUAUAGUUAAUAGCAGUUACGUUAUUGGAACAUGGCGUGAAUAUCUCUAUCUUUCGGCCACACCAAAUGACAACUGGAAGUAUGCAACCUGUUAACAAAAUACCACAAGCCCGGUUCCCAUGUCACAUUUGCAAUGUUCUGAUACUCACUUAGGCAUUAUUAUCAAGUCCUCAGACCUGGUCACUGUGCCACUCCUACUUUGUACGCUUACAGUCAAAAUUUUUGUAGGGAAUGGUCAGUUGUUUUACUUUUCUAUGUA
This is a messenger RNA of Ailuropoda melanoleuca (giant panda), 1578 nucleotides long. It is a transcript of the gene POU2AF3, whose product is annotated as POU class 2 homeobox associating factor 3. The transcript has 4 exons. The record is from RefSeq and is a predicted model, not a curated record. Lineage: Eukaryota; Metazoa; Chordata; Mammalia; Carnivora; Ursidae. The coding region runs from base 640 to 1329 and encodes 229 amino acids.